Messenger RNA from Perognathus longimembris pacificus (Pacific pocket mouse), 2661 nucleotides. It is a transcript of the gene Dsc1, whose product is annotated as desmocollin 1. Gene Ontology annotation, molecular function: calcium ion binding. The record is from RefSeq and is a predicted model, not a curated record. The transcript is spliced from 16 exons. The coding region runs from base 1 to 2661 and encodes 886 amino acids. NCBI's taxonomy places the organism in Eukaryota, Metazoa, Chordata, Mammalia, Rodentia, Heteromyidae. Gene Ontology annotation, biological process: homophilic cell-cell adhesion. Gene Ontology annotation, cellular component: desmosome; plasma membrane.
AUGGCUGUGGCCUACGCUGCCCCAGGGAGCAUCUUCUGUAAGCAGCUCCUUUUCUAUCUACUGGUUCUGAUAUUACUUUGCAAUGCUUGUCCAAAAAUUUCUCUCCAAGUUCCUUCACAUCUUCAGGCUGAAACACUUAUAGGCAAAGUGAAUCUGGAGGAGUGUCUUAAGUCAGCCAGCCUAAUCCUGUCUAGUGACCCUGCCUUCAGAAUUCUUGAAGAUGGCUCCAUUUAUACCACGCGUGACCUGCUUUUGUCUUCUGAAAGCAAGAGUUUUUCCAUUUUACUCUCAGACAGUCAGUACCAGCAACAAAAAGAAAUGGAAAUUGUGUUGUCAUCAAGGGAAAGAAAGUCUCCAAAGAAAAGACAUGCCAAAGAGUCAGCUCUCAAGCGCAGUAAGAGAAGAUGGGCUCCUAUUCCAUGUUCACUGAUGGAGAACUCACUAGGUCCAUUUCCACAACACGUUCAGCAGAUCCAAUCUGAUGCUGCACAGAAUUACACCAUUUUUUACUCCAUAAGUGGACCAGGGGUGGACAAAGAACCUUUGAAUUUGUUCUACAUAGAGAAAGACACAGGUGAUAUCUAUUGUACACGAAGCAUUGACCGUGAGCAGUAUGAUCAGUUUAUGGUCUAUGGCUAUGCAACCACUGUUGAUGGCUAUGCUCCGGAUUACCCUCUUCUCUUGUUGUUCAAAGUUGAAGAUGACAAUGAUAAUGCCCCUUAUUUUGAAACUAAAGUGACGGUGUUUAGUGUUCCUGAAAACUGCCGAACUGGAACCUCCGUGGCACAAGUGACAGCCAUUGACAAUGAUGAACCCGGAACUCUACAUACGCGUCUGAAAUUUAAAAUCCUACAGCAAAUCCCGGAUCAGCCAAAGCAUUUCUCCAUACAUCCAGAUACAGGCGUGAUCACUACCACCACUCCUCUACUGGACAGAGAGAUGUGUGAUACUUACAAGUUAGUGAUGGAAGUGCGGGACAUGGGGGGGCAGCCUUUUGGUUUAUUCACUACAGGAACAAUCACGAUUUCACUUGAGGAUGAAAAUGACAACUCACCAUAUUUCACAGAAACUUCUUAUUCUACAGAAGUAGAAGAAAACAGAAUUGAUGUUGAGAUUUUACGAAUGAAUGUGCACGACAAAGAUUUGCCAAACACUCCUCACUCGAAGGCUGUCUACAAAAUUCUACAGGGAAAUGAAAAUGAGAACUUCAAAAUUACCACAGAUCCAAAUACAAAUGAAGGAGUUUUAUGUGUUGUCAAGCCAUUGAACUAUGAAGUCAGUCGCCAAAUUGUUUUGCAAAUUGGUGUACUUAAUGAAGCACAGUUCUCUAAAGCAGCAAACUCGCAGACUCCCACAAUGUGUACCACAACUGUAACAGUUAAUGUGAAAGACAGUGAUGAAGGCCCUGAAUGUGAGCCCCCAGUAAAAAUUAUCCAAAGCAAAGAUGGCCUUCCAGCUGGCCAAGAACUCCUUGGAUACAAAGCACUGGACCCAGACACCCGCAAUGGUGACGGUUUAAGGUAUCAGAAGUUAGGAGAUGAGGAUAACUGGUUUGAAAUCAAUGAGCAAACUGGAAACUUGAAAACUGUGAAAAUAGUAGAUCGAGAAUCAAAAUUUGUGAAAAACAACCAGUACAACGUUUCAGUAGUGGCUACAGAUAGAGUUGGCAGAUCUUGCACUGGAACGUUAGUGGUUCGUAUAGAAGACACUAAUGAUCACCCACCGCAAAUUGAAAAAGAAGUGACCAUUUGUCAGCAUGACAAGGACUAUGUUGUUCUGGAACCUGUAGACCCAGAUGGGCCUGACAAUGGUCCACCUUUUCAAUUCCUUCUGGAUAAUUCUGCCUCCAAACUGUGGACUUUAGAACCACAGGAUGGUAAACGUGCCAUUCUGCGUCAAAAACAAUACAUGAAUUAUAACUAUUAUUCUGUGCCUAUCCAAAUACAAGAUAGACAUGGUGCUUCUGCAAAACAUAUGUUGUCAGUGCGAGUAUGUGACUGCACAGCACCAACUGAGUGUAGAAUGAGUGUGAGGGAUGCAAAACCAACCAAUGUGAUACUUGGCAGGUGGGCUAUUGCUGCCAUGGUGCUGGGUUCUGCAUUGUUAUUAUGCAUUCUGUUUACAUGUUUUUGCAUAACUGUUAAGAAAACAGUAAAGAAGAAAUGUUUCCCAGAGGAUGUAGCCCAGCAAAAUUUAAUUGUAUCAAAUACGGAAGGACCUGGAGAAGAAGUGAUGGAAGCAAAUAUUAGGAUCCCCACACAGACAUCCAACAUUUGUGACACAAGUAUGUCUGUUGGCACGCUGGGUGGCCAGGGAGUCAAAACACAGCAAAGUUUUGAGAUGGUCAAAGGAGGCGGCCAUCACACCUUAGAGUCCAGCAAAGGAGCAGGACAAGGGGUUGUAGAAACUGGCAGAUAUGCAUACACGGACUGGCAGAGUUUCACCCAACCUCGACUUGGCGAAAAGGUGUACCGGUGUGCACAAGAUGAGGAACACAAACACUCUGAAGACUAUGUCCGUUCAUAUAACUAUGAGGGAAAGGGCUCCAUGGCCAGCUCUGUAGGCUGCUGCAGUGAUCGGCAAGAAGAAGAAGGGCUAGAGUUUCUAGAUCAUCUGGAACCCAAAUUUAGGACACUAGCAAAGACCUGUGUAAAGAAAUAA